UGACGCCGCGACGAGCUGGGACCUCCACGUCGUCGAUUCCGCAAAGGCCUGUGGGAGCGACCCAGGAGCCGGCGGGCCAAGAUGGCGGAGGCGGCGGAGUCUCCUGGAGACCCGGGCACAGCGUCGCCCAGGCCCCUGUUUGCAGGCCUUUCAGAUAUAUCCAUCUCACAAGACAUCCCUGUGGAAGGAGAAAUCACCAUUCCUAUGAGGUCUCGCAUGCGGGAAUUUGACAGCUCUACAUUAAAUGAAUCUGUUCAGAAUACCAUCAUGCGUGAUCUAAAAGCUGUUGGGAAAAAAUUCAUGCAUGUUUUGUACCCAAGGAAAAGCAAUACUCUUUUGAGAGAUUGGGAUUUAUGGGGCCCUUUGAUCCUUUGUGUGGCACUCGCAUUAAUGCUUCAGGGAGGCUCUGCAGACAGCGAAAAUGAUGGCGGGCCCCAGUUUGCAGAAGUGUUCGUCAUUAUCUGGUUUGGUGCAGUUACCAUCACCCUCAACUCGAAACUUCUUGGGGGAAACAUUUCUUUUUUUCAGAGCCUGUGUGUGCUGGGUUACUGUAUACUUCCCUUGACAGUGGCAAUGAUGGUUUGCCGGCUGGUACUCUUGGUCAAGCUAGGACCGAUAAGUUUUGUGGUCCGGCUUUUUGUGGUGAUCGUGAUGUUUGCCUGGUCUAUAGUAGCCUCUACAGCUUUUCUUGCUGACAGCCAGCCUCCAAACCGCAAAGCACUUGCUGUUUAUCCUGUUUUCUUAUUCUAUUUUGUCAUCAGUUGGAUGAUUCUCACCUUUACUCCUUAGUAAAUCGGAAAAUGGAAAUGAAAAACCAAUGGAUUGAAAGCUCAUCUGAACAAUGCAAUUCACCACGGCGCUUUGCCUCUGGCCCUGUUCUAAUUUUGGAGGCAUUUGGUAACUGGCUGUGUGAGGAGAUUACAAGGGAGCCAUAAAGAACUAUUGCCACUCAUGUAAGGAACUGAUGUUUGAAAGGAUGUUCUUUUCCUCUUAAUGUUAUUUCUUUAAAAUACAUGUGCAUAGUACACCUGGUGUAAUGCCUUCUUAAGGUGUGAUAGUGAUCACUGUGGUCCAUUAGGGUGACAGCCAAUGACACGGAAAGCACAUGGGUACAUCCUGCAAGUUGAAUAGAUUUGGUAACUGUAUUUCCAAUUUAGAAUACCAGUUCAGGUAUAGCUCUUAAACACAUUGCCUUAUGACUAUUAGAAUAUGCCUCUCUCAUUAGAAUAAAUAAGAAUGGAUAGUGUGUA
Molecule: messenger RNA, 1250 nt
Organism: Phyllostomus hastatus (greater spear-nosed bat)
Lineage: Eukaryota; Metazoa; Chordata; Mammalia; Chiroptera; Phyllostomidae
Gene: YIPF6
Product: Yip1 domain family member 6
Exons: 7
Coding region: 82-789 (235 amino acids)
Biological process (GO): endoplasmic reticulum to Golgi vesicle-mediated transport
Cellular component (GO): trans-Golgi network; membrane
Source: RefSeq, a predicted model, not a curated record